Molecule: messenger RNA, 805 nt
Organism: Drosophila miranda
Lineage: Eukaryota; Metazoa; Arthropoda; Insecta; Diptera; Drosophilidae
Exons: 2
Coding region: 319-780 (153 amino acids)
Source: RefSeq, a predicted model, not a curated record
AUCCAAAUUUUGUAUCAUCAAAAUCUACACUUUCAAAUGAGAAAAUCUCGUUCGACUGUCUCGAUGGUCCAGUGUCCGUGUCACCUGCCCGGGGGACGUCACUGCGGCAAGGAGCUGCGAGAGAAGCGCCAGGAAUUCUUCCAGGGGGACAUCGAUGACAUUACGGACAGCGUAAUGCAGGUGAUGCGGAUUUGCGGCCUCAUGGCCUGGGAGUGCCCCGCAAGCGAUUCUGCGAGACCUUCAUCCAUGGGCUUGCCGUCGAGGCGCAGAUGUCGCGUAUGGACUCCCAAAUCGCCUACUCAAUCUUGAAGGACCGCGAUGGAGGGCAAGCGGCUGAAGUCCUUGAUGGAGGGCAUGAAGCAUAGCCAGCAGUGCCUCUGGCUGCACGCGGCCAAGCGCACCGCUGAGAUCUACGCGGCCUAUGCGGGACUGAUGCACUCCGAGAUGCUGUCUUGUGUCUCUUGUGUCUACAAGAGUCUGUACGAUGUGCUGUGUACCCGUGUGAUCUGGGACGAUGAGAACCAUUGCCGCUGCGCCUGGACAUCCGCGGUCCCCUCCCAGAUCUCUACCAUCUCCACAAUGACCGCCGAGAUUGAGGUGCUUUUCCUGAAGCAGAACAUGGCUCCCAGCAGUGAACCCUCCGCAACGGCCGUGGUCCCCAGUCAGCUUUCCGUCCAAGUGAAAGAGAUCAUCGUGAAUGAAGGGCCUCCGACAGGGCCGGCCAGCGAGAUCAGCUCAAAGUCGUCCCGAUACAACUAUGGACUGAAGAAAGUAAUCUAGAAGAAGUCCUCGAGUAAACCACCAA